CGAAAGUAAAAAAGAUGAAAAACAGAUGAGAUUAUUCUCAGAGACAAUGAAACACUUUGAAAGGGCAAAGUGAAGAGAAAGACAAGGGAAAAAGAGGAGAGGAGAACAGUCUCCAAAACGAGUGUCUCUGAGGAGCAUGUGGAGAGGGGAGCUGCCUCUAAAAUGAGUGUCUCUGAGGAGCAUGUGGAGAGGGGAGCUGCCUCUAAAAUGAGUGUCUCUGAGGAGCAUGUGGAGAGAGGAGCUGCCUCUAAAAUGAGUGUCUCUGAGGAGCAUGUGGAGAGGGGAGCUGCCUCUAAAAUGAGUGUCUCUGAGGAGCAUGUGGAGAGGGGAGCUGCCUCUAAAAUGAGUGUCUCUGAGGAGCAUGUGGAGAGGGGAGCUGCCUCUAAAAUGAGUGUCUCUGAGGAGCAUGUGGAGAGGGGAGCUGCCUCUAAAAUGAGUGUCGCUGAGGAGCAUGUGGAGAGGGGAGCUGCCUCUAAAAUGAGUGUCUCUGAGGAGCAUGUGGAGAGGGGAAUAUCUUACAACAGGGUGAAGCAGGAGGAAAACGUAGAGACUCAAAGCCAUCUGUCGAUGAAGUCUGAUUGGUCAGAACACAGAUUUAUAAACUUCAGUGAGCAGGACUCGCCUGAUAGAAGGGUCCUGCAGCCAAGUUGUCUGCAGAAGAAUGAUGAGUUUUUCAAGUUCAUAUACAAACUGAAGGAUAUUAUGAGGUUUGAACAGGAUGAACUGAAAGAAUUCAGGAGGCAUUUAAGUCAGGAUUACCCAGAAAUCGGUGCAGGCCAACUGGUGGACUGUGAUACCUUGGUUGUCCUUAAGAAGAUGGUAGAGAGCUGUGGUGAAGAGAGGGCUCUGGAGAUUACACAGUGCAUACUGAGAGACAUGGACAUGAAGAAGCUCACAGAGUCAGAGGACAAGUUGACAAGAAUGUGUCAAAUGAAAAUGAAAGUCAAGUUGAAAAGAAAAUAUGAACACAUACUGGAGGGGAUCGCAAGUCAAGGAAAUCAAACACUCCUGAGUAACAUCUAUACAGAACUCUAUAUUACAAAAUGUGAGAAGGAAGAUGCUAAAAAUGAUGGCAAUGAAAUGAAUGAAGUGGAGAUAUUAGCCAGAGCACGAAGUGCAAAACAGACUACAAUCAAAUGCAAUGACAUCUUUAAACCUUUAAGUGGACAAAGUAAUCGCAUCAGAACUGUACUGACAAAGGGCAUUGCUGGGAUUGGAAAAACAGUCUCAGUUCAGAAAUUCAUCGUUGACUGGGCUGAUGGAGAAGCAAAUGAAGAUGUUAUUUUCGUGUUUCCUCUUCACUUUCGGGAUCUUAAUCUAGAGGGAGAUAAAGAAUACAGUCUAAUGCAACUUCUUCAAAAGUACUUUCCAGAGUUAAAGGAGCUUAGUACUGAAUUUUACAAGUUUAAAGUUUUAUUCAUCUUCGAUGGACUAGAUGAGUGUCAGUUUCCUCUUAAUUUCCAGACAAAUGACUUUUCCUCUGAUUUAACAAAGAAAACAUCAUUGGAUGUAUUGCUGACCAACCUCAUUAAGGGGAAUCUGCUUCCGUCUGCUCUCAUCUGGAUAACCUCCCGACCAGCGGUAGUCAAGCAGAUCCCUCAUGAAUAUGUAGAUCAAGUGACAGAGAUAAAUGGAUUCAGUGACCCCAAGAAGGAGGAAUAUUUCAAAAAGAGGUUCAGGGAUCACAAACAGGUUCAAAGGGUGAUGUCACACCUGAAAAAUUUAAUAAUCCUUGAUGUUUUGUGUCACAUACCAGUCUUUUGCUGGAUUUCAGCUACUGUCCUUGAGCGAAUGUUGAGUGAUGAAGGCUGUAGUGGAAUCCCAACAACUUUGACGCAAAUGUACAUACACUUCCUGCUCAUUCAGAUAAACAUGAAGAAACAGAAGUUUCAAGGAAUCCAUGAGGCAACCCCAAAGGAGUUGUUAGAAGCCGAAAAACUAUUCAUUCUGAAACUGGGAGAAUUGGCAUUCAAACAACUGGAAAUGGAGAAGUCACUAUUUGACGAAGAUGACCUGAAAGAGUGCAGCAUUGACGUCACUGAGGCCUCAUUGCUCUCUGGGUUGUGUACAGAGAUCUUUCCUGGGGAAGACGUGGCGUCUCCGAGGAGAGUGUUCAGCUUUGUGCACCUGAGUGUUCAGGAGUUUCUGGCUGCUGUGUAUGUGUUUGAAUGUUUUACAAACAGAAAUAAGAAUUUACUUCACCAAUAUAAAUCCAGCAAGGCCAAACUAAGGAUUACUGACCUACACAAGAGUGCAGUAGAUCGGGCCUUGAAGAGUCGGAAUGGACACCUGGACCUCUUCCUCCGCUUCCUUCUUGCCAUGUCAAUAGACUCCAACCAGAUACUCCUACGAGGACUCCUGCCAGUAACAGAGAACAGCUCACAGAGUCACGAGGAAACAAUCACAUACAUACUGGAGAAGAUAAGGGGGAAACUGAUUCCAGAAAAAGCUGUGAAUCUCUUCUUCUGUUUGAAGGAAAUGAACUACAGUUCUCUAGUGGAAGAACUCAAAACAUACCGGGACUCACAUUCAUAUGCAGAACUGUCUCCUACAGAAUGGUCAGCCAUUGUGGUUUUGUUGCUGAUAUCAGAGAAUGUACAGGAAGAGUUUGAUUUGAAGAAAUACAUCAGAUCUGAAUUUUCACUACUAAUAAUAUUGUCAGUGGUGCAACUCUAUAAAAUCGCUCUGCUGGACCAGUGUAACCUCACAGAGAAAAGCUGUAGAGCAAUGGCCUCCACUAUCACCUCAGGGUCAUCACUUCUGAGAAAGUUAGAUCUGAGCAACAAUGACCUGCAGGAUUCAGGAGUGAAGCUACUUUCUGAGGGACUGAGGAACCCACAGUGUAAACUGGAGAGUCUGAGGCUGAAUCAGUGCCACCUGUCAGAGGAAUGCUGUGAGGCCUUGGCCUCAGUUAUCAGCUCAGACUCCUCACAGCUGAGAGAGCUGGACCUGAGCUACAACGACCUGCAGGAUUCAGGAGUGAAGCUGCUCUCCGAUGGACUGAUGAAUCCACAAUGUAAACUGGAGAUACUGAGGCUGUCGGGCUGUCAAGUCACAAAGGCAGGUUGUGCUUCUCUGGCUUCAGCUCUGAAGUCAAACCCCUCACAUCUGAGAGAGCUGGACCUGAGCUACAAUCAGCCAGGAGAGUCAGGAGUGAAGAGGCUUUCUGGUUUGCUGCAGCUUUCUCGCAUCAAACUGGAGAAACUUCGAUUGACCUGGUGUAAUCUUAAAGAGGAACUCUGCGAAGAUCUGGCCUCAGUUCUCAGUUCAGAAUCCUCACAGCUGAGAGAGCUGGACCUGAGUGACAACGACCUGCAGGAUUCAGGAGUGAAGCUGCUCUCUGCUGGACUGAGGAAUCCACACUGUAAACUGGAGACACUGAGGUCAGUACUGCUAAGGAACUGUAACUGUAAAGAGAAGAUUCUGAAGUUAAUAGUACUGAGGGAUUCACAUAUUAAUAUGAACACAUUUAUGUUGCAGGUGUUAAAAUUAAGUGUGAAUGGAAUAUUUUGGUUUGUUUGCCUGUCUGUCUGCAGGUUGUCAGGCUGUCAAGUCACAGAGGUAGGUUGUGCUUCAUUGGCUUCAGCUCUGCAUGCAAACCCCUCACAUCUGAGAGAGCUGGACCUGACCUACAACUACCCAGGAGAGCCAGGAGUGAGACUGCUCUCUGCUGGCCUGGAGGACCCCAGGUGGAAACUGGAGAAACUGCACAUGGAUUAUGGUGGAGAAUGCAGGAUCAGAUCAGGACCAAGAAAAUAUGCUUGCCAGGUCACACUGGACCCCGACACGGCUCACAGACAGCUGUCUUUGUCUGAGAAGAACAGAAGGGUCACAUAUACAUUAGAGGAGCAGCCAUGUACUGACCUCGAGAGAUUUAACUUCUGGUUUCAAGUUUUGUGCAAAGAGGGUCAUUCUGGCCGCUGCUACUGGGAGGCUGAGUGGGGGGGGGAAUUCGGAGCUGGGUUUGGAGUGACAUGUAAAGAAAUCAGUAGGAAAGGGAUGGGUUAUGACUGUAUGUUUGGAGGGAGUCACCUUUCUUGGGCUUUACGUUGCCAUGCGGGGAAGGAUUGUCUUGCCAGUCACAAUAAGAUGCACACUUGCAUUUCUGUCACCCCCUCACCUAAAGUUGGAGUGUAUUUAGACUGGCCGGCUGGUACUUUAUCCUUUUACAAAGUCUCCUCUAAUGAAUUGACCCUCCUGUACAGAUUUACCUCUACAUUCACUAAGCCCCUAUAUCCAGGGUUUUGGAUUUCGAAUAAAGGCUCAUCAGUGUCCCUCUGCCAGAUCGACUAAAGUAGUUUAGCCCAGUCUUGAGCAUUCAUAUGAAGAGGCUGAUUUGACAUAAUUUAAAACAGGGUUUAAAUAUAGAUAGAGCCUGGUAGAGCCCAGCUUCGCCUCAUCAUAUCUAAAACACACCUUGCCUGAGGACAGCUCCACCUCCUUACACGUUAACAUUAACCUUUAAUGUCCCAAACUUUAGUAAAUGACUCACAGUUAGUGCUUUAAUAAAAUGUCAGUUUUCCACUAAAAAUCAUGUUUUCCAUCAGCUUUUAUUAUUUUUCAUUAAUAACUCUGACCCAACAUUCAUUUCUCAAGUGAAUGACAGAUGCCAGCAUGAUGCCCUGAAUUCUGACCCAUGGUUUUGGGGUCUGACUUACUUUACUUACCAUACUGCUGCUCAAACUUGACUUACUAGCUAGACUCUGAGGUACAACAUGUGUAAAAAGAAAUUUGUGAAUAGCUUGAUAAUGCAUUUUCGAGUUUCAUUUACAUGCUAUGUUUUCAAAAAAAAUCAAGAAAUAUUUAAUCACGCAAUAUACAGUACCCAUAUAAAAUAAAAAUACCUUUUUAGUCAGUUUUUAGUUUAUUUUGCAUUGCUUUAAAGUGGUGACACAGCAGACCAACAAAUUAAGAUACUGCAUUGUUAAGAUUGUGAUCAUAGAUAUACAUAAUUACUAAUAAACUAAUGUAGAGUGGCUCAUUUAAGCCCCGCCCCCUGCCAUGUACCUCGCACUAUCUCUAUAAACUGCCAGUAACUCUGUUUAUAGCGUAUAAUUUAGCAGUUUGCUUGCCAGGCUGUGCUGAUUAUUACACGUUUAAGCUGUAUGACUUUAAUCACAUUUGCAUUCAUAUAGAUUUGAAAAUGACAAUAUCUAAAAAAGCAUUUAUAACAUGUUUAUUAUACAUGAGGUUUAGAUUGGUAAGUAAACUGGUUUAAAGUUUAAUAUUGAAAUUGUCUGUUUCCCACCUUGUUAAGUCAUUGUUGAUGAAAUCAUAAACGUGAUCAGUGUCUUCACAUAGAAGGGUAUCAUUAAUAAUUAAUAAUAAUAUAUAACUAAAGGUAGACAGAGCAAAUUUGUUAAAGGAGAGCAUCAAACUGGUAGCCCUUCGUAUGGCUCAGUAUCUGUGAAGUAGCUCUCAGUUUAGACAAUGAAAAUCUAUUUGUAACUGAGUGAGAAAAUCACAGCCUGAAUUUUAUAUGAAACUUGUAUUAAAUAUUUAUAGUAUAUAGUACAUGUAUAGUAUAUGUAUUAUAUUGUAGUGAUGAUGUUCUGUUGUAUUAUAUGGUGUAUAUAUAUGUUUUAGUUGCUGUAGAAACCAAUAACAAAUAAAAACUUAAAUAUUUUAAGCCUG
This is a messenger RNA of Brienomyrus brachyistius, 5634 nucleotides long. Its product is annotated as NACHT, LRR and PYD domains-containing protein 3-like. NCBI's taxonomy places the organism in Eukaryota, Metazoa, Chordata, Actinopteri, Osteoglossiformes, Mormyridae. Gene Ontology annotation, molecular function: protein binding. The record is from RefSeq and is a predicted model, not a curated record. Bases 163 to 4293 code for a protein of 1376 amino acids. The transcript is spliced from 13 exons.